Molecule: messenger RNA, 1609 nt
Organism: Cuscuta campestris
Lineage: Eukaryota; Viridiplantae; Streptophyta; Magnoliopsida; Solanales; Convolvulaceae
Source: the annotation of a GenBank genome assembly
CGCUCCCUUUCCUCGCCUCCACACCAGAGCUACACGUUCCCAUCGUUUUCCAGCGACGCGAGACAGUAGGCGUCGCCUUCUCUAUAUCUCUGUCCGCAUCCCUUUUCAAAUUUCAAAAAAGAAGAAGGAAAAUCAUCUCCGUCGGAGCAGCUUCUCUCGGGCUCCAUUCCGCUCGCCGGAGAUCCGCCGCCAUGCCGAAAAGGGUUCUAUGCAAGUUUUUUGCGCAGGGAGGAUGUCUAAAAGGGGAUCAUUGUGAGUUUUUGCAUGAUCUGGAAACCCCUUCAAGUAAUGUUUGCUCUUAUUACCAAAAAGGAAUGUGUGCUUUUGGGAGCAGAUGCAGAUAUGAACAUGUUGAAGCUUCGCACUUGCAGUCUUCUGCAUCGUCUCUUCAAGGGCGCAGAAAACCAACUUUGAGUCAGAAGUCAGGGCCUCAGGAUUUAUUAAAGAGUUAUGACAUAGCUGAGGAGACUGUUUAUGAUCCAGCUGAUCAAUCAAUCUGCUCAUUUGCAGCGGCCGGUCACUGUGUGCGUGGGGAGAAAUGCUCUCAUAUUCACGGGGAUUUGUGUCCCACUUGUGGGAAACUUUGCUUGCAUCCUUUUAGGCCCCGUGAGAGAGAGGAGCAUUUAAAAUCAUGCAAGAAAAGGCAAAAUUACCUGGAAAUUUUAAAACAUAGUCAAGAAAUAGAGUGCAGCGUUUGCCUUGAACGUGUUCUCUCCAAGUCAGUGGAAUCUGAACGCAAAUUUGGAAUCUUAUCAGAGUGUGACCAUCCAUUUUGCAUAUUGUGCAUUAGGAAUUGGCGUGGCAGCUCUCCAUCAUCUGGGCUGGAUGUAAAUUCUGCAUUAAGGGCUUGUCCCAUAUGCAGAAAGCGAUCUUAUUUUGUAAUUCCUAGCGUGAUUUGGUACAACACAAAGGAAGAGAAACAAGAAAUUAUUGACAGCUACAAAGCAAAACUCAGGACUAUUGAUUGCAAACACUUUGACUCUGGGAAUGGGACUUGUCCAUUUGGGACUAGUUGUUUCUACAAGCACACUGUGAAACCUGGAUCGAUGCUGUGGAAUUCUGUUCUAAUGCCGGAUUCAUAUGGAUCAAGGCUUCGAGACAUGGACGAAGUCGGAUCGAGCUUCGAUACAGAUAUUGACGGCUUAGUUGAUUUAUUUGAACAGCUGUACAUGCCGCGCAGGCCGCGAGGGCUUCGGGAGCGAGAACUAAAUGAGUAUGCCGAGACAAUGUCUAGCGACGAAGAACUAAACGAGUUUGCCGAGGCAAUGUCUUUUCUACUAUGGGCACGGGGUUCUGAUACCAGUGACUUUGAGCUAUCAAGUGAUGAAGAAGAAGAAUAACAAUAUCAUAUCAUAUCUUUGUGAGUUUUGAUGUAUUAAUCAAUUAAAUUAAUUAAUCCCCAGAGGGUUUUAUUGGAUUGGUUAAUUGUUCUGGUGUGAUGUGUCUCUGGAUGUAUUUAGUGGUGUACACUAAUUGUGGCAAAAACUAUUUUUUUGAUGAACUGUAAGCAUAAAGAUAAUUAUUGUGGCAUAGCAUUUGCUCCGGCUUUUAAUACGGAGUUCUAUUUUCAUUUUUCCUCAUUCUGUUAGGCAUCGCAUUGGUGACCUAU